AGGUGAUCCAUAUAUUUCUCUUUGAGGAGCCAAAAAACAGGCAGCUCAUGACUUCUGAUCAGGACACUAAAGUUGUGGCUGAAUGGCAGGUACAGCAAGUACAAGAAGUUAAGGACAAUUCUCAUCUGGAGCCAGCCAAGGUUUCUGAAUUAAAUCCUAAUGCAAAAGUGUGGGGGAAUCACAUGAUACACGUGGAAGCAACUGGUACUGAAGGUGGUGUGAGCAAAACCUGGGAAGAAAUAACAGAUCAUCCACCAGAUUCCUGUAAAAAAGGAAAUAAAGAAGACCUUCGGCCAGAAGGUCAAGAAGAUUUAGGAGAAGUGCUUAAAAAAACACUGGAGUUCUGCUUAUCAAGAGAGAAUCUUGCCAGUGACAUGUACCUUAUAUCUCAGAUGGACAGUGAUCAGUAUGUGCCAAUAAUGACAAUAGCUAACCUUGAUCACGUCAGGAAGCUGAGCACAGAUAGAGAUUUGAUUGUUGAAGUGCUGCGAUCAUUGCCUUUAGUCCAAGUUGAUGAGAAAGGUGAAAAAGUCAGGCCAAACCAAAAUCGCUGCAUUGUAAUUUUACGUGAGGUACCCGAAUCUACUCCAAUUGAUGAAGUUGAAGCGCUCUUCAAAGGUGAGAACCUGCCUAAGUUCAUCAACUGUGAGUUUGCCUAUAAUGACAACUGGUUUAUUACAUUCGAGUCUGAAGCAGAUGCGCAACAGGCUUACAGAUACCUUAGAGAAGAAGUGAAAAUUUUCCAAGGAAAACCAAUUAAGGCAAGAAUAAAAGCAAAAGCAAUAGCUAUAAAUACAUUUUUGCCAAAGAAUGGAUACAGACCUCUGGAUAUGAAUAUCUACACAGAACAGCAUUAUACAACAUCAUUGUACUUACCUCCACUAUACAGUCCCCAGCAGCAAUUUCCACUGUAUAGCUUGAUUGCACCACAGACUUGGUCUACAACACACAGCUAUCUUGAUCCAUCACUGGUCACACCAUUUCCAAAUACUGGAUUUAUCAAUGGAUUUACAGCUCCUUCUUUCAAGCCAACUGCUUCUCCCCUGACUUCCCUUAGACAGUAUUCUCCAAGAAACAGAAAUCCGAGCAAAUCACAUCUACAGCAUACAAUUUCUACUGCAGACAGAGGGACUGGAUUGCUAGAGUGUCCUACAAUAUUCGAUCUUUCUGCUGACCGAUUAAUCAACAGUGUUAGGAACCCACAAACCAGACAACCAGGACAGAACAGAACACAGAUGCAAAGUACUACAAGCUACAUGAAGCGAGAAGUAGGGAGCGGGCGAGUAGAAUCCACCACUUCAGAUUCAUCCCCCAGCUUAGGCAGAGGAAGAAAAAACUCUUAUGGCUAUCGAAAAAAGAGAGAUGACAAGUUCACGAGAGGACAAACACAGUCUCCACCAUCUCCAAAGCCACCAUCUCCAAGCUUUGAGCUUGGGUUGUCCAGUUUUCCUCCCUUGCCUGGAGCUGCUGGGAAUCUAAAGACUGAAGACUUGUUUGAAAACCAGUUGUCAAAUGUGAUUGUUGCAACAUCAAAAGAAAAAAACACAAAAGAUCAUAGUGUGGGUGCGAGUACAAACACUGUACCAUCUGGAGUUCCUUGUGAGCCUUCUUUGCCAGUUUCUUCUACUCUGCCAGGGACAUUUGAACAAUCUCCUUCCUCAUCUCAAUCUCCCUAUGAUCCCAAAGUUAUGGACAAACAGCAGAGAGAAACUCAAAAUAUUAAAAUACUUUCUUCUGUUCUUUCUACUGCUUGUAAAUCAGUACAAGUCAAUGGGGCUUUUGUAGCAGAGCAACGGAAACCUAGUUAUGCAGAAAUCUGCCAGAGGAUUAGUAAGGAUCCACCUCCAUUACAGUCCCCAAAAGAACAGAAGCCAAACACUGUUGGUUGUGGGAAAGUGGAAAAGAAGCCCACAGAAACACUAGAAAGAAGCAAAGAAUUGCCUCCUAUGAAGUCUAAAGACCAGCAGAGAUCAUCAGGAUGCAGGUCACCUCUUCCUCCAGCCAUUGGGAAAUGUCUAACUAAAGAACAGAAUGCCCCUCCAAAAUCUCCUCAAUGAAACUAAUACUUAGGAUGAAUUUCAAGAAAUUUUCACUAUGUUGCCACUCAGAAUACAAAGAAGGAGUUGCUGGUUAAAAGCUUGCAGGGGGUAUGAGGCAUAUGAAAUUCUUGCUAGGCAUUUUUCGUUGUUUGUUGUUUCUUUUUGUUUCUUUAUAAAAUAGAUUUUUCCUCUUUCUUGCAUCCCCACCAUCAAAUUCCCCUUGAGCAAACGGUCAACUCUGUCAGGGUUUAAUUAAUCUAAACCUUACAUUUGGUUGGUGCUGAACUUAAGAUGAUGCUUAAAAUCAUAUUUUCCCCCUUUAGGCAGAAGUUGCAUUUAUCUAAAAUCCAUUUUUUAUUAAACCUCUUUGAGGCUGUGUGAUUACAAGCACUGUCUAACGAGUUUUUUCCUAAUUUACUAGGCAGCAAGUGUUUACUAGUGCUGCUAUAGUUUUUAAAAUAACUGGGCUAUAAGUACAAAUCUUCAAAAAAAAUCCUGAAGACUAAUAAUAGCAGCUAAUGCAUAGGGUGUAAAGCAGAACAGAUGUUUUAUAAAACAGUAAGAUAAGUUUAACUUUUUCCUUCUAAAAUCCAGCAGCUGUAGCACAUCAGUAAAGAGGCUAUACUUUUUAAAAGUUUAAAAAAUAAAACUGGUUCUAAUAUUUUAAAUUCCAACCAUUUUUGUUUUGGCCAAAGGAGAACUUCAU
Molecule: messenger RNA, 2745 nt
Organism: Notechis scutatus (mainland tiger snake)
Lineage: Eukaryota; Metazoa; Chordata; Lepidosauria; Squamata; Elapidae
Source: RefSeq, a predicted model, not a curated record